ACAAAACCUCCGGAUCGGACAAAAACUCACUUCGCUCGCACAAAAAGUUUUGUUGACCGAAUAUCGCCCGUAGAUUUGAAGCACAGAGACUUGAAGACAGUCUCAAAUCAAGCGAGAGUCCAAGGUUCAAAUCGAAGAAAAUAUUCCUGAACUCUGAUAAAAAUGAUUCCCCUAAGGUCAUUAGUCAACACUGCCAAGUUGGUUUUGCCCAAUAUGCGGGCACUCUCAGCCAAGGCCGGCCCCCUGGUGGACCUGGCUGUAGAUAAUGAGGGUAUUGCCACAUUGACUCUGCAGAGGCCUCCAGUAAACAGUCUGAAUCUAGACCUGUUACAAGACAUAGACAAGGCUUUGGAUGAUGUAGUCAAGAAUAAGGCUAAAGCCAUGAUUUUAACAUCUUCAGCACCAACAACAUUUUCUGCCGGCUUGGACAUCAUGGAAAUGUACAAACCAGACAUGAAGCGGGUGGAGACAUUCUGGACCACACUGCAGGGUGUGUGGCUCAAACUGUUUGGCUCUACCUUCAUCACAGCUGCGGCGAUCAAUGGUCAUGCCCCAGCCGGCGGCUGCUUGCUCGCCAUGUCCUGCGAAUACAGAGUGAUGGUCGGCGGCAAGUUCUCCACGGGGCUCAAUGAGACAGCCCUGGGUAUCGUCGCUCCGAGGUGGUUCAUGGAUACCAUGUGUAACACCAUUUCUAAGAGGGAGACAGAGUUGGCUCUCACUACGGGCAGGAUGUUUAGCGUUGAAGAAGCUCUUAAGGUAGGUCUCAUCGAUGAAAUAGCUACCGACAAAGCAGACUGUAUAGAGAAAAGCAAGAAAUUCAUUAAGAAAUUCGACAGAAUACCACCAAUGGCCCGCGCCAUCACAAAGCAAAAAAUAAGAGGGGACGCCCUCGGCUGGCUGCAGAAGAACAAGCAAGAAGACCUCAAAGAGUUCUUAACAUUCGUUUCAAAUCCCAAAGUUCAACAAUCACUUGAAAUGUACAUGCAGAUGUUGAAAAAGAAGGCUGGUAAGUAAAUUAAAAAAAUAAUAAUAAAAAGUGAGAUGAAUUGUAUUCAUAGAUUUAAGAGUACAGUGUUUUAUUAUCUGUGUAAUUUAAAUCCGAUGACAGACUUUUUAUUAGUUAUUUAUUAUUAGACUAUUGGAAAUAAGAUUUUACCUUGUUUACAAUAACUAUUGUUGCUAAAUGUUAUAUAAAAGUUAACUACCUAUAUCAGGAGAUCUGCAAUUAUCAAUUGAAAUACUUUUAUAUUUAUAUAUGUUUGUGUAAAUUACUUAUGUAUUUUUGAAACAUGUAAUUAUUGCUACCAAACAAUCAAAUCUGUAAUACCUUAAAUGGUAUGAUAUUUUUAUACGCAAUGAAAUUAUGACGAGAUAUGUGUAAAUAGUUAUUGUGUUUUUUCGCAAAUAUAUACUUUGUUUUAUUA
Molecule: messenger RNA, 1424 nt
Organism: Amyelois transitella
Lineage: Eukaryota; Metazoa; Arthropoda; Insecta; Lepidoptera; Pyralidae
Product: enoyl-CoA delta isomerase 1, mitochondrial
Exons: 5
Coding region: 163-1014 (283 amino acids)
Biological process (GO): fatty acid beta-oxidation
Cellular component (GO): mitochondrion
Molecular function (GO): enoyl-CoA hydratase activity
Source: RefSeq, a predicted model, not a curated record